UAACAUAAGCCUGAAAUAAACUGAAGUAUGCUUGCAACAAGUCUCGAGUUCUUUUGUGUUACCAAUCAUGGCGAAUGUGGCGAUUCUUGAGCUCAAUAGAAACUGUGCCAAGACAGUGGAAGAGAUAGUGAAAUUAGAGAGAAAGAUCUUUCCAAAACACGAAUCUCUAGCUUCAUUCUUUCACGAUGAACUGAAAAAGAAGAACAGUGGAUUGCUUUAUCUUCACGUGGAUGGCGAGCUUGCAGGCUACGUCAUGUAUUCUUGGCCUUCUUCCUUGUACGCCUCAAUCACCAAGCUCGCAGUGAAGGAGCAAUAUAGGGGACAAGGCCACGGAGAGACUCUGUUGAAAGCAGCAGUUGAGAAAUGCAGAACAAGAAAAGUUUCUCGCAUAAUGCUUCACGUGGAUCCCUUGAGGACUCCUGCAGUGAAUCUUUACAAGAAAUAUGGUUUCCUAGUUGACACUCUGAUUCAAGGCUACUACUCCUCAGACAGAAAUGCUUAUAGAAUGUAUCUGGACUUUGAUUCAAGUUAAAGGAGAAACUGAAUAAAUAUUUUAUGUACCGUCUACAAUUCACACCAGGUGAUUUAAUUAAAAGAACAAAAUUUGUACAAUGAUUUUUAAGCACUUGUGAAAGAUGAAUUCAAUAAAGAGGGGUUUGUGGUUUCA
Molecule: messenger RNA, 667 nt
Organism: Vigna unguiculata (cowpea)
Lineage: Eukaryota; Viridiplantae; Streptophyta; Magnoliopsida; Fabales; Fabaceae
Product: Acyl-CoA N-acyltransferases (NAT) superfamily protein
Molecular function (GO): acyltransferase activity, transferring groups other than amino-acyl groups
Source: RefSeq, a predicted model, not a curated record